Molecule: messenger RNA, 2298 nt
Organism: Pochonia chlamydosporia 170
Lineage: Eukaryota; Fungi; Ascomycota; Sordariomycetes; Hypocreales; Clavicipitaceae
Product: sulfatase
Exons: 5
Coding region: 1-2298 (765 amino acids)
Biological process (GO): GPI anchor biosynthetic process
Cellular component (GO): endoplasmic reticulum membrane
Source: RefSeq, a predicted model, not a curated record
AUGCCAUUUACUGCCAAUGCCCGAUCACCAACAGUUACCAUGCCGAGACUCAAGGCUAUGACUACUGGUUCCAUUCCGUCAUUUGUUGACCUAAUUCUCAAUUUUGAUGAAGCAGACACGUCGUCGACCCUUGCUGCCCAAGACACCUGGCUUGCCCAGAUUCGAGCGGCUGACAAGGGCAAGUUGUUAAUGUUUGGUGAUGAUACCUGGCUCAAAUUAUUUCCCAACACCUUUGAUCGUUUUGAUGGCACAUCAAGCUUCUUUGUUUCUGAUUUCACAGAGGUCGACAACAAUGUCACUAGAAACAUUGCAGGAGAAUUGGACAAUACGGAUUGGGGUCUCAUGGUAUUGCAUUAUUUGGGCCUGGAUCAUAUUGGCCACAAGGCCGGACCACGAAGUGUCAACAUGCGCCCCAAACAAUACGAAAUGGACAGCAUUGUAAAAUCGAUUUACGAGGCGCUAGAGUCUAAGGAACACUUGAAAUCAACGUUGUUCGUGCUUUGUGGCGACCAUGGCAUGAACGAUGCUGGGAACCAUGGCGCAUCGUCGCCCGGCGAGACAUCUCCUGCGCUUGUGUUCAUAUCUCCAAAAUUCCAAGGUGUGAUUCCCAAGUUGACGGCACCAACGCAGCCCAAGAACGAGUUUGACUACUAUGUCAAAGUGGAACAGUCCGAUAUUACUCCAACAAUCGCUGCGUUGCUAGGGUUCCCGGUUUCAAAAAAUAACCUCGGUGCUUUCAUUCCCGAUUUUCUUUCAUUUUGGCCCAACACGAAGGAUAAGGUACAGAUUCUGACGCGCAAUGCGAGGCAAAUUCUUGGUAUUGUCACGGCUGCCUUUGGCUCAGAACUAUUUGAACCAAGCCCAAACACAGAUCCCUGUGCUCAGGACACGACCGACAUCAGCGCAUUAGCUUGUGACUGGUACAAGCUGAAUCAAGAAGUCGGUUCAUUACUUGGUUCCUCAAGUCUGGACCCAGCUUGGCUUUCUGCUAUGGCUGCUUGGCUCCGCAACGCUCAGGAUCUGAUGAGUAGUAUGGCCUCCAAUUACGAUAUCCCCAAACUGGUCUUCGGCGAAGCACUUGCCCUGGCGGCAGGUGUGUGCAGUUUGUUAACGGUGACAUGGCUCGGAACCAACACAGUUGGCAACAUAUUACCAUUGGCCCUCAUUACUUUGUCAUACGGCGGAAUGAUGUUUGCCAGUAGCUAUGUAGAAGAGGAGCAACACUUUUGGUACUGGGCUUCGACAUUUUGGAUAGCACACCUUGGAAUUACUGCUAUUCGAAGGACCAGAGCCACUUCAAGUGCACUGAGGUAUUUACUGGCACUUGGCACAGUUCGAUUAAUUAGAAGCUGGAACCAAACGGGUCAGAAAUUUGCAGGAGAGCCAGAUGUGGUCCAAUUGUUUAUCGCGCCCAACCCACCGCUUCUAUGGGGGUUGAUUAUCGCCUCAUAUAUUCUGGUUUCACUACAGGUUAUGUCUAGUAUUCAUGACUUGCCAUUUGUUGCAGUUACAUCGAUCACAUCCGUUCUCGCCUCUUCUGCCUUCACUUUUAAGCUGGCAUUUACAGCUGAGGACUCCCCGGAGCUUGUCACUGGCUUUGCCCGGAAAUUGCACGACAUGUUUCAUGGACAGUCAUUACUUUCAAGAGCCAGGGUGGUCUUCGCAGUGCUCUUUCUGGUGACUAGCUUUGCCAUUUACCAGGCUCGGAAGGGGGGCUUAAAGGCAAUAUCAUCAGCCAAAUUAAUACUUCACCUUUACGCAUUCCUGGCAAUGACGCAAUCUCGGGCGAAGAACAUCCCACUUGUCUUCUUCUCAACGCUGCUACUGCAUUUGCUAGACGUUACUAAACUGACAGUAAUCGAGAUCACCACAACCUCGAUACUCCUCCAAUACACCACCUUCUUCGCCUUUGGCGGUUCUAAUGCCAUUUCCUCCGUCGACUUAUCAAGUGCCUACAAUGGCAUCAGUGGCUUCAACGUCAUUGCUGUGGGCGUCCUCACAUUCAUUAGCAACUGGGCGGGGCCAAUAUUCUGGGUUGUUGCCACCAACCUACAUCUCUUGGAAAAGUACAGACAGGGCCAGCGACAGGUUUUUCGUCACCACCUGGCUCUACUCACUUUAUUCGCAACGGCAAGUACUGCUUUCACCAUGGCAGCUUGCACAGCUCUACGAACACAUCUCUUUAUUUGGACUGUAUUCUCACCCAAAUACCUGUAUUGUAUGGCGUGGAGUCUGGCACAACAUUUGCUUAUCAAUGUUGGCUUAGGUAGCCUUCUAUUUGCUCUUGGCGCGAGAUAA